Molecule: messenger RNA, 2492 nt
Organism: Microcebus murinus (gray mouse lemur)
Lineage: Eukaryota; Metazoa; Chordata; Mammalia; Primates; Cheirogaleidae
Source: RefSeq, a predicted model, not a curated record
CUCUGCUCUAAGUGCUUUGGGGCACCCCACAUAUGUAGGAGCUAGAGUUUCACUGGCUCCCCAGCAGUUCUUGCCUGGUCAACUGAUUCCUAUGUCUGCAGCCAAACACUAGAAAAACCGUGGGGCAGGUAGACUCCUCGCAUCCUCUUGGCUUUCUGAUUAAUCAUUUAAAUGGGAAACCUAAGCCUAUUCAGGUAAAAAGAUACAUGAACUUCAGGUCAGGAUCACCAUCCUGUCUCAAAUAUGACUUUUUUCACCCCUUUCAUUCGGGGUAUAGGGGCAUUUUAAAAACAAAUUAUUUCAUUCAAUCCUGGUUUCCUAGCAACCAGGAAAAGUAUCCAUUUUCCUCAUGUCGUGAGCACCAGACCUAGCCGAGCAGAGUCUAUGCUCAAGCCUCCAGAAGCAGAGGAAGAACAAAAGCACUGCAAUCGGUCUCCGGUUGGUGAGAGAUUCUCAAAGGGGAAUUUGUAAAGAGCCAGCACCUAAUAGAGCAGCCUGAGAGACCUGUAUCUCAGCUGCUUAGAGAGGCUGGAUCUUCCCAAAGGAUAUCAAGUGUAGUGCAAGCUGCAGAUACCCAGGCAGCUGUUAUCCACCUUUCGUCAUGGAAAGAAGGCUCGUAAAGAAAGAAAUGAAAAAGCUCCUGGGAGAUUAUAUUGGCAUCAGACUUCGGGAAAAUGAAUUUGACCCCAAAGGAAGACGGCAACUCACCUUUCUAGAUGAUAUGGCUCACUAUGACUUGGCCAUCAGCGUUGCUUUGCAAUGGCUGGAUCACUCAGAAGACUUAACGUGGCUGGAGUGGGAGGAAGCGAAAAUGCCGCUCCAUGGCAGACCCACGUAUCCAAACCGCAGAGAACGAGAAGCUAUGAUUUUAUCGUCUUACGCUGGAAUCUUAAUGAACAGUAUCCCAAUUGAGGAAGUCUUUAAAAUUUAUGGGGCUGAUUCUUCUGCAAAUUCUGGUAAUACCAAGCUACCAAUACAAGGAUCUGAGGAUCAGACUGUGAGCCUUGUGAGCUUCACCAGCUCCUCCCCACCUCAAGAAUGGGCGCAGAACUUGGCCUUGACCUUGGACUGCACAUCAGCUCCACUCAGGGACCUCUUCCACAUCUUGAAUACAGAAUUAGCAAGACCUCUCAAUGGAGAUGUAACAUUUCAAAGACUGAGCAGUAAAAAUAUUUUAAAGCGGUCCUUUAGAAUUUAAUGUAAUUUCAAUAAAUGGUUUUAACUAGGAGAUGGAAUUGUUAAAAAUACUAGACAUUGCCAAAUAAUCUUCAUUAAUUGAUGCAUUUAUCUGAAUGACCGAUGAUUCCUUCUGAUAAAAUGUCCCCUGAGCAACAGCUAACCUUUUGCUUCCCAAGCAAAAGCUUAAAAACCCAUUGAAUACUAAUCAGAUUAUGUAGAAUUUCUGGCAACUGGAAUUGGUCACUUGAUACAAUGUGGGUACUAUACUUAGGCUUGGUGGCUUUCUUCGGAACUAUUUGCUGCCACCUGGUGACAGAAAAGCAUUAUAGGCACAGUAUUUUUCAGAAACUAUUAGCCUCAGGUUCCGCCUCCUGUGAACGUCCUGGGUUUUGCUGACAGGAAGCUUUUUUUCUGCUGAGGACUCUGGACCCAUAGAAAAAGUUCAUUAAGGGCCUUCACAAGUGAGGGUUGUUUACAAAUAGCUUCAGGUUAAUAUCAAAUGUCCUACUCAAUUUUAAACAGAAGAAAACAGAACAUAAAUCUUCCUUCAAUAAAUCAAGUGAGUGAUAAAAAUGUUCUUCAGCUUCAUUUGAUGGAGAAAGAGUGAAACAGAAAGGAAGGCAGAGAGAGUAAAAAUGAGUGCAUCAGAGAGAGGGAAGAAACGAGCGCAGGAGGACAGAGAGAACCCAAACUUCUGCUGUCCCUCUUUCUUCCUACAGCUGUAUCCCAGCGUCUGACGGGUAAUCAUGUGAGUCCAUCCCAACUGGCAUCCAAAGUCCAGAGUGUGACUCUGUCAGAGGCAAACAGACCGGUGUCCCCUCCCAUCUUUGUCACUUGCGAGCUGUGUGUCCUCAAAUAAGUUAUUUAACUUCUCUGAUUCCCAGUUUUCUUAUAAGUAAAUAGUCAUGCGUAGAUAAGGCAUGAUUAUACUGGCCCACACACACUCGGUUGCCCUGAGGACUCAAUGAGACCAUGCGUAGGGGACACGAUGGUGGCACAAGGGACACCUUCCAUGUUAGUGCUACUAUUUCCAAGUCCACCAUGCUCCGAUGGCCAGCCCCCUUCCUCCUGAGAGCAGCCGGGUUUCUCUGUGAUGGGCCUGGCUUACACCCUCUCACACUUUCUCCAAUAACCUGCCAAGUGUCUUCUCUUCUUGGAGGAUGCUGACCCAGACUGAAUUGUGCAGAAAUUUUAAAAUGUUUUCAUGAUAAGGGGAGGGGCCUAUGUUUUAAGCAUUAUUGACAGAUCUGAAUAAUGAGGGAUUAAAAACACACUUUCACUAUUAAUUAUAUCCAAAUGAAUACAUACAAUGU